Xyrauchen texanus (razorback sucker) is the source of this 2595-nucleotide messenger RNA. Its product is annotated as gastrula zinc finger protein XlCGF8.2DB-like. Gene Ontology annotation, molecular function: RNA polymerase II cis-regulatory region sequence-specific DNA binding; DNA-binding transcription factor activity, RNA polymerase II-specific. Gene Ontology annotation, cellular component: nucleus. Gene Ontology annotation, biological process: regulation of transcription by RNA polymerase II. The record is from RefSeq and is a predicted model, not a curated record. NCBI's taxonomy places the organism in Eukaryota, Metazoa, Chordata, Actinopteri, Cypriniformes, Catostomidae. The transcript is spliced from 3 exons. Bases 240 to 1241 code for a protein of 333 amino acids.
CUUAGGGAAUGUUCCGUUGUUUUUUCACUUUCAGUCAAAGAUGUAUACUUUAGCCAGAUGGAGCAGUUGAUCAGGAGUGAAAAACAUCAUCCUGCAUAUGUUUCAGGAUGUUGUAGACCUGCUACUGAACUACUGGGUGUCUCGGAAAGAUCAUCAAACAGGUACAUGAAGAGAUGAAAAUGGAAGAACAGAUGGAAGACAAGGUCCUUCAUUAAUACUACCAGAAACUUGCAUACCUGAUGGAAGUGAAAGAGGAAAGUCAAGAACUGAAUGAAGUGGAGGAGAAACAUCAGUAUCAGGAAGCUCAUAAUGUCACAACUGGAGAAGAAUUAUAUAGUUGCUCACAGACUAAAAACAAUCUCUUAGAAAAAAGAACAGAAAUCAAAAAUUCUUUCACAUGCCCUCAUUGUGGAAAGAGUUUUCUGCGUAAAGAAGCCCUCAAUAAUCACAAAAGAAUUCACUCCGGAGAAAAACGUUUUACGUGCCAGCAUUGUGGAAAGAGUUUUCGGCGUAAAGGAUUCUUCAAUGAACACUUAAGAAUUCACACCGGAGAAAAACCUUUUACAUGUGACCAGUGUGGAAAGAGUUUCACGCAUAAAGGAAACCUUAAGAGUCACAUAAAAAUUCACACUGGAGAGAAGCCGUUCACCUGCCCUCAGUGUGGAAGGAGUUUCAAAUGUAAUGGAAAACUUAAACAUCACUUAAGAAUUCAUACUGGAGCUACGCCUUUCACGUGCCAUCAGUGCGGAAAGAUUUUCACACAAGCGGACAGUCUUAGAUAUCAUUUGCUCUCUCACGCAGGAGUAAAGCCAUUUAAAUGUGAUCAGUGUGUUAAAACAUUUAUUUUGGCAUCAUACCUAAAGAAACACAUGCAAGUUCAUGCAAAUGAGAGGCCUUACUUGUGUUCGCUUUGUGGAAAGAGUUUUUCACGGCUGGACUGUUUUAAAAUGCACCAUAAAGUACAUACUGGUGUGAAAGCUCAUGUGUGCUCUGAGUGUGGGAAUAGCUUUAGUAGAGCUAGCGACUUGGAACGGCACCGAAGAAUCCAUACUGGAGAAAAACCUUACAAGUGUUCACAAUGUGGAAAGAAUUUCAAUCAGUUAGGACACCUGAAAAUCCACGAGAGAGUGCAUACUGGAGAGAAGCCAUACCACUGCUCUUUAUGUGGGAGGAGUUUCAGCACAUCAAGUGCUCUACUGAUUCAUAAGAAAAAGAAUUGUCCAAAGUGUUUAAAAAAAUAGUAUGAAGUUCAGAUAAACCCAAAGAUGGAAUUUCUUCCUAAAGAGUAGUUUUAUCUACAGUAUGAGGGUAAUUUGCUAAAAUACACUACCCCUAUUGGUGACGUUUGUACCAGAAAUGUAUAAUCGUGUAUUGAUUGAACUAUUCAUUGAGCACAGAUAACAAAUUACUUGGGACGGAUCAGUUCAAAGGAUAUUAACAUUACAUUUUAGCUGUUUUAAUACUGUAGAUUACUGCUUUUGAAAGGAACCUUUACUAGUCCAGAACAAAAAAUAUUUUCACCACUGCAACACUGCUAUUCAGUGUCAUCAAUAUCCUGACUUUUUCACUCACAUUUGUGGAAUACUGUUUUCUAUUCGACUGUCUUGUGUUAAUUAACUUACCGUGGGUCUAAAUUCAAUCUGAAUUUAUUUGACUGUUUAAUAAACCAAUUUAUUUGGACAAUCCAAAUGGCAUAGUUAAUGUCUCUACGAAGAUACUACAAUUAUAACAGCGUCGACUCGUACAAGUUAGCAUACCAUAGCUUUAAUGAUCUCCAUGGUAUUAAUUAGCUGAGGACAUGGCCAUGACGUUUCUGAAACGUUAGCCAAAAUUCUUGAAAAUACGACCUUAUCAAAUACAUCUUUAGAACAUUUUCUAUAUCUAGAACAUAAUGUAAUGUCAUGCUGAAAAAAAUUGCUGUAAAACAUUUUUUGUAAGUAAAUGGUUGCAGCUCUUUGCCGGUAGUGGUGAACCUCUGGCAAACCUUUGGCAACAAUGGACAAUUUGCUGCGAGUUUGCCUCAAAGCUCCUUUGCAUUUGAAAAUUAUCAGUCGCAAAUUUGCCAUGAACUCUCGAUUUUUGUAAGGGGACUUACUGACUAUGUUGUCAGAAAGUACUGUGCUUUCUAUCGGGAAGACACGCAGGCUUGAGUGAAGUUUAAGAUGCCAUUUAUUUGAUAAAUGUAAAACAGAAAGUAAUGUCUCUCUCUUUGGCGUAGGCCCCGUCCGGUGGUCCUAGGGAGUUGUACGCGGAACCGUCAUGUCCUGCCGGAGAUAGGAGGCAAGGGCGAGGAGCCUACCCCCGUGCGGGACAGAGCUCAACUUGUGGUGGUGGAGGUUGCCGUGUUGGCACACUGAAACAGCAAUGUGAUAGAUUGUGAGCAGACUUGUAAAGCAAUGGCUUACAUAAUAAUAAUAAUAAUAAAUGUAAUUUAUAACGCACUUUACAUCAAUUCAAUGACCUCAAAGUGCUACAAUGCAAUACAGAAUAAAAACAGAAACAUUAAGAUAACACUAUUAGCAAUAAAAGGCUUUACUAAAAAGAUGGGUUUUAAGGCCUUUUUUAAAAGAGUCCACAGACUGUGGGGCCCUUAGA